GUGGCUUGCCAGCAAUGGGAAGUUCAACCGGUGUCAGCUGGGCCACUAUGCAGAGCUUCAAGCUGAUGAUCAUCUACAAGCAGAGAUAAAACGUUCCGUGAAAAGAAAGGCGAUCAUUGCUCAGCAGCGAGUAGAGGAGCAUCCCAUCAUUAGCAAGCCAGAGUUGUGUGAGCAGUGCCUCGCAGUUUUGGCCAAGCCAGGUGAGGACAACCUGCAAGAGAAGCUUUUCCACAGUUUGCUUCAAGCUGCCAAACGGGACACCACCAUUUGUGGACUCAUCCGCCGCUGUGGCUUCAAUGCUUUGCAUAAGUUUACCAAGUUCAGGGUGACUGAAGCAGCUCAGCUGAUCCUUUUGCAUUGCAGUACCUUUUUGAGCGACAUGGACAAGGGUUUGAGGCAGGGCUUGGCAAAGUGCAUCCAGUCUGGAAACAGCACGCAGUGGAAAGAGACCUUGGAGGACUACGCGCGUGUGUAUGAGAAUUUUCCACUGUACCAAAAUUUGCUGGACAGCAAGGAGUGCUUUGAUGCUAUGACUCUACUUGGAGAGAUGAAGAAAGAUUUGGAGCAGGCACUGAUUGAAGCAUCAAAGAUGAAAUCAUGUGUCCAAAUUGGGCGGAAAGAAUCAUCCGUACUCGGGAAGCAAGCUGUUCAGAUCAAGCGCAAGAUCAGUGAGCUCAGCUCGCAGGGGGAUUCAACGGCUGAACGUGCUUUAGAGAAAUUGAACACUGAUGAAGCAAUGAGUGCUCGAGGCCGGAAAGAAACCAAGAGCAACGCCCGUGCGAAAGAGAAGAGAAGACUAGCUGCGCGGCCCAGAUACAAGAGGAAGACUGGAGACGGAUUGACGCUCAUCAAGAAGCGUGUCCGCUGGGCAUUGAAGAAUCAAUCCUUGAUUAGUGGGAGCCUGGACAAGGCCAUUCAGGAACAGUUUCCGGAGUACCAAAGCAGGAGGUUUUCACAUUGGAGACGCCAAUAUUAUCAGGAGCGCUGGGAAGACCUACCUGAGGCUGUAGCAGCCCGUGCUCUCCAGGUUCCAAACAAAUUCCGUUGUCAUGGAAGUCGUGGUCCCAAUGCCAAGCACUAUCAGCUCCCACCAGAGGUGGAGGAUGUUGUCACAAAGCAGUUGGACAAGCUCAGUAAAGGUGAAAACUCUACCAUGCAAAGGACUGAGCACAUCACUCACCGCGACCUGGCACAUACAGUUCAAUGGGUCUGCACUGCAGUUAAUUCAGCCAUUGAUGAGGAAAAGAUAGCUGCAGACGGCAAAAAUCAAGAGUUAUUGAGAAAGUUUACUGAACCUCGCGGCUCAGUUAGCUUUGAUGAUGUGGUCAACAACUUCGAGCAGGCGCCCGCGAGGAUCAAGGCGAGGGAUUGGAAGGGUUUUGCCAAGAAGAUUGCAGCCAAGACUCGAUAUUCAAAGCAAGCGACAAACAGCUGUGGCAACUUUUUGCCAUAUAGCGACCCACAAAUGGAAGAGAAAGGCAAAGGGCGCUUUUACCUGCAUCGCAACGAGCAAGGAGGACACUUCAUGCACACGGAAAGCACAGUGAUUAUGUUUCAUCACCUCCUCAAAGACUGCUUCGAUCUGCGCCGCGAAAAGUACCAGCUUCAUGGCAGAAUGGGCAUGCUCGUCGCCGACGCGUUCACCGGCAAUUUCUCAGCCAAAGAAGGAGGGGCAGAUUUUGAAAGGCAUUUAGUCAGUUUUGGUUGCACCAACUUGGCGCAAUUGCUGAUGGAGUGA
This is a messenger RNA of Durusdinium trenchii, 1738 nucleotides long. The record is from the annotation of a GenBank genome assembly. NCBI's taxonomy places the organism in Eukaryota, Dinophyceae, Suessiales, Symbiodiniaceae.